GGCAAAGUUCCCCCCGGCGCUCCGCCGAGCAUCCCCCGCUCCGCCGCCGCGGCCGCCUCCGCGCCUCCCCGCUCUGGGGACGGGACCGGGCCCGGGGCUCUCCCCGCCCCUCCGCCGCCUCCCGGUGCCGCACGCAGCCCCGAGCCGCCCCUCGGCGCCCGGCCCCGGCCAUGUCGAUGCUGCCGUCGUUCGGCUUCACGCAGGAGCAGGUCGCCUGCGUGUGCGAGGUGCUGCAGCAGGGGGGGAACCUGGAGCGCCUGGGCCGCUUCCUCUGGUCGCUGCCGGCCUGCGACCACCUGCACAAGAACGAGAGCGUCCUCAAGGCCAAAGCGGUGGUGGCCUUCCACCGGGGCAACUUCCGCGAGCUCUACAAGAUCCUGGAGAGCCACCAGUUCUCGCCCCACAACCACCCCAAGCUGCAGCAGCUCUGGCUCAAGGCGCACUACGUGGAAGCCGAGAAGCUGCGCGGGCGGCCGCUGGGAGCCGUGGGCAAAUACCGGGUGCGCCGAAAGUUCCCCCUGCCCCGCACCAUCUGGGACGGCGAGGAGACGAGCUACUGCUUCAAGGAGAAGUCGCGGGGGGUGCUGCGGGAGUGGUACGCGCACAACCCCUACCCCUCUCCCCGCGAGAAGCGGGAGCUGGCCGAGGCCACCGGGCUCACCACCACGCAGGUCAGCAACUGGUUCAAGAACCGGCGGCAGCGGGACCGGGCGGCGGAGGCCAAGGAGAGGGAGAACACGGAGAACAACAACGCGGCCACCAACAAACCCAACCAGCUCUCCCCUCUGGACGGGAGCAAACCCCUCAUGUCCAGCUCCGAGGAAGAAUUUUCACCGCCGCAGAGCCCGGAUCAGAACUCGGUCCUCCUGUUGCAGGGGAACCUCGCUCACGGCAGGAGCUCCGCGUACCCGCUGAGCUCCCUGCCCGCCCCCCCGGGCACGCACAGCCUCCCGGGCCAUCAGCUCCAGGACUCGCUGCUGGGGCCGCUCACCUCCAGCCUGGUGGACCUGGGCUCCUAAAGGGCUCCACUCUCAAACACGGACUCUCGGUUGUACAUAGCGGACGGUGAUCCUGAACGUGACUUCGGCUCUUCUCCACGGUCUCAGCUCCAGGUCCGGUCCCCCCCCCCCCCGCCCCCCAACUCCCUUCCCUACUGUCGUUAUUUUUAUUAUUAUUAUUAUUAUUAUUAUUAUUGUUAUUUUUUUCCACGUAGCCAAACGCAGAGAGCGGCAGAAAGCCCUCAGCCUUUCGAGUUCAAGUGAGCGGGAAUUACAACAACAGAAAGAGAAAUGAAAGGGGAG
Lagopus muta (rock ptarmigan) is the source of this 1301-nucleotide messenger RNA. It is a transcript of the gene SIX1, whose product is annotated as SIX homeobox 1. Gene Ontology annotation, biological process: regulation of transcription by RNA polymerase II. NCBI's taxonomy places the organism in Eukaryota, Metazoa, Chordata, Aves, Galliformes, Phasianidae. Gene Ontology annotation, cellular component: nucleus; transcription regulator complex. The coding region runs from base 171 to 1019 and encodes 282 amino acids. The transcript has 2 exons. Gene Ontology annotation, molecular function: RNA polymerase II cis-regulatory region sequence-specific DNA binding; DNA-binding transcription factor activity, RNA polymerase II-specific. The record is from RefSeq and is a predicted model, not a curated record.